This is a messenger RNA of Cooperia oncophora, 633 nucleotides long. NCBI's taxonomy places the organism in Eukaryota, Metazoa, Nematoda, Chromadorea, Rhabditida, Trichostrongylidae. The record is from the annotation of a GenBank genome assembly.
AUGUGCAGAGGACAAAAUCCAGACUACAAUAAGAAGCUGGAAGAUACGCUUCUGAAGGACUACAACAGUCGACAUCGACCUGUAAAAUCGGAGUCGACUACGGUGCAAGUCAGCGUUUACAUGGGUAUAAGCCAUGUCGAGAAAGUGGAUGAGCAUGAGCAAACAAUGCUAGUGCAUGGCCAUCUAUGGGCAACAUGGGUUGAUGAGUAUCUCGUAUGGACUCCAAAGGAUUACAACGACACAACAAAAAUUAACAUCGAUUCGUGGAAAAUUUGGCAGCCAGCAUUAGCUCUUUAUAACAGCGCAAAAGGAAAUUCUUGGCAUCUCUACAUGCAUGGUUUACCGGCAAUGAUCAGCAGUAAUGGAAGAGUUUGGGCUAGUGGUUCCUUCUCAUUCCAUGUCACAUGUCGCUUCGAUUUCACUGCUUGGCCUUAUGAUGAACAGGAAUGCCCAAUUGUUAUUGCCGAUUGGGUUUACGAUCUGUCUCGUGUGAAUCUGUCGGAUCCCCAAGGCAGUACUCCAUGGAAUAAACCGACAAUACGCCUCAACUAUGAUCCGACUGGACAAAAUGAGAAGAAACAUGUUGCAGGUUUGAGAACUGUAUUGCAAGCAAAGAGUCAUGCAUGGAAGUUC